CUGUCGGUCCAUUUGAGAUCCGUGAUUUACGCGCUUGCCUGCUUUUUCAGGUCGAAUGGCUCGCCUUCGAGGCCGAUCACAAGCCGACAGACAAUUCGGCCGAAGCCCUGUUUGGCAGGCCUGCCACGAACGCUGGGCUUUCUGCUGAUGAAGAUCUUAGCCAAGUGGAAAUGAAAAAUCUGGGAAGCGAUGACAAUGUGGUGCAGUAUGGGCACAGCGAUGCCCACGGCUCCGACGCGUACGGUCCGAACCUUGCUGGACAAGGUCUGUCUCAUAUGCGAUCGAUGGAUAGUCACAUGUACCCUCACAACGGGGCACGGAGCGUGCCGGGGUGGUCUGCUCACGGUGACGAGCAGGUAGCUCCUGAUCCUCAACAAUACGGAUACGACCCGACGUAUGGCGGAUACGACGCUUAUGGAGGCUACUAUGAUGCUGGACAGCAACCACCUCCUGCAUCGUACGACGCGCAUGGUCCAGGUUACGAAGUGAUGAUGCCCCCGUCACAAGAGUAUGGAGGGAAUAGCCUUUCAGCGCACAGUUCGCCCGCUACUGGACCUGUACAUGUCACGGGGCCCGGUGGGCUGGGCUAUAGCACAUCGGUGAAUGCACGCUCCGGCGCCGGUGGGCAUUCGCUGAGCAACUCGAUCAGUAUGAGAAGCAUGUCGAAUCAACCUCAUGCUCAGGCCUACUCGAACGACAUGCCAAUGAUGGAGCACAGCAAUAGCAGCGCAGCACAUUUGGCUCGUCAAGCAUCGGCAGGCACAGCUUAUUCUUAUCCGAGCGAUCAUCAGCACAACGCAAGACCGCCCAUGCCUCAGCGAUCAGGCACUACACUCAACGUCGUGCAGCCUGCUGGAGGACACUAUGGGCCGCAUCAUGGUGGAGAGCUCUCUCGCACCGGUACGCCCGACGAUACGGCCCUCGAACCACCAAGAGGCCCGCUUCACGUCGUCAACAAUGGCGAGUAAGCCGCCAGCAGCCAACCCUUUUCCCCCCUGCUGCGACGCGGUGCUCCUUCGCGCUCUCUGACUUUCCAAUUUGGAAAGAGAGAUCCCAUCACGUGCUCCGCCUUGAUUUGAGAGCACACUUUGAGCGAGACAGCUUUGCCAGAGCAACAAUGUAUAUAAAUCGCCUGCGCGUGAGAGGUACACGUAUCUGCUUGCUGAGAUGGGAGGCUACCAACUUAGCGUGUGUGUGUCUUGCUUGCAUGCAGUCGGAAUGAAGCGCAGGAGAGAUAUCACGGCUUGAUUUUGGCAAGCACAAUCAAGGGGUAUUCUCGUUGCGUUCCUUUCAAUC
Ceraceosorus guamensis is the source of this 1296-nucleotide messenger RNA. RefSeq lists its product as hypothetical. Lineage: Eukaryota; Fungi; Basidiomycota; Exobasidiomycetes; Ceraceosorales; Ceraceosoraceae. The transcript has a single exon. Bases 171 to 968 code for a protein of 265 amino acids. The record is from RefSeq and is a predicted model, not a curated record.